CUUUACUCCAAAGGUCGUGUUCUCGGAUACAAGCGCUCAAAGACUAAUCAAUCCCCAAAUACAUCUUUAAUCAAAAUUGAAGGUGUAACAACAAAGGCAGAUACACAAUUUUACCUUGGUAAACGUGUUGCUUAUGUAUAUCGGGCUAAACGGGUGAAAAAUGGAAGCAAGAUUCGUGUCAUAUGGGGUCGUGUAUCUAGGCCUCAUGGUAAUGGUGGUGUUGUGAAAGCUAAAUUCAGAAAAAAUUUACCCCCAAAGAUUUUUGGUGCUUCCGUACGCAUUGUAAGUAACUUAAAAAAUAAUUUUCAUGUUUAUUAA
This is a messenger RNA of Rhizophagus irregularis DAOM 181602=DAOM 197198, 318 nucleotides long. RefSeq names its product 60S ribosomal protein eL33. Gene Ontology annotation, cellular component: cytosolic large ribosomal subunit; ribosome. Gene Ontology annotation, molecular function: structural constituent of ribosome. Gene Ontology annotation, biological process: cytoplasmic translation; ribosomal large subunit biogenesis. NCBI's taxonomy places the organism in Eukaryota, Fungi, Glomeromycota, Glomeromycetes, Glomerales, Glomeraceae. The record is from RefSeq and is a predicted model, not a curated record.